AUGGUUUACGAAUUCCCUCUGACUCAGGAGCAAAUCGAUUCCUACUACAAGGAUGGCUUCCUCAAGAUCACCGACAUGAUUGCUGCUGACGAGGCAGAGCAGCUGGUCAAGGAGGUGCGCAAGGUGCAGUCCUGGCCUGACACGCCCGGGAAGUGGAUGAACUACUACGAGAUGAACCCAGCGACACAGAAGAUGCAGCUUUGCCGCACCGAAAACUUUACGCCUUACAACGAUUUCAUCCGCGAAGUCGUCACCAGCAAGAAGGUCAUGUCGGUUCUGGAGCAGCUGACCGGCGAGCCAUACGUUCUGUUCAAGGAGAAGAUCAACGCCAAGCUGCCUGGCGGCCAGGGGUUCAAGCCGCACCAGGAUGCGCCUGCUUUCACGCACAUUGGCCCUGCCAGCCACAUCACCGUACUAUUCACUGUCGAUGGCUCGUAUAUCGAGAACGGGUGUCUGCAUGUUGUGCCCGGCAGCCAGCAGGGAGGCACGAUUCUGCCACACCAUGAAGAUGGAUCUAUAAAGGAGGAGUGGGUCAGCAAGCAGGAGUGGAUUCCUGUGGAAUGCAACUCCGGCGACAUUCUUGUCUUUGGGUCGUACCUGGCCCAUGUGUCGGGUGAGAACAAGUCCAAUGUCAGCCGUGCCAACCUGUACAUGACGUACAAUCCGGCAAGUGAGGGCGACAACCGCGAGGCGUACUAUGCCGACAAGCGGGUCCGCUUCCCGCCGCUGAACGAGCGUGAGAAGGGCAAGGACUACAGCGAGGGAGCCAAGGUUUACAACUUUGCCAACCCCAUUCUGUAG
Molecule: messenger RNA, 801 nt
Organism: Linderina pennispora
Lineage: Eukaryota; Fungi; Kickxellomycota; Kickxellomycetes; Kickxellales; Kickxellaceae
Product: PhyH-domain-containing protein
Exons: 1
Coding region: 1-801 (266 amino acids)
Source: RefSeq, a predicted model, not a curated record